Molecule: messenger RNA, 1887 nt
Organism: Carassius auratus (goldfish)
Lineage: Eukaryota; Metazoa; Chordata; Actinopteri; Cypriniformes; Cyprinidae
Exons: 2
Coding region: 19-1674 (551 amino acids)
Source: RefSeq, a predicted model, not a curated record
AACCCGUCAUCACCAGGAAUGUACAUGUCUCAUGAAGAUGGAACCUAUUUUAAAGAGAACCAGUUUUUGGCAGAAGCAGGAGAGCUGAAAUUGUCACUCAUUUUGUAUAUGGAUGACCUUGAAAUAGCAAAUCCUUUAGGCACAUCCAGAAAAAUCCACAAGCUUUGUGCAGUAUAUUGGUUGCUUGCAAACCUACCCAGUAAGUAUAGGUCCAGCCUACAUGUCAUACAGCUAGCGCUGCUAUGCAAAGUAUCUGACGUGCAGAGGUGUGGUUAUGAAAGUGUCCUGUCACCUUUGUUGAAAGACUUGCAAACUCUUGAACAGGAUGGCAUUUUCAUUGAAACCCUUGGUCAGCGUGUUCAGGGCACUGUGUUGUGCGUUGCAGCUGAUAACUUGGCUGCUCAUGGUCUUGCAGGCUUUGUGCAGUCUUUUCGAGGACAAUACGUUUGCAGAUUCUGUUGCUGUACUACAGACCAAAUACAGAUCAGCGAAGUUUCUGAAGGAGAGUUCAGCAUGAGAAAGAAGGAAACCCAUGAUCUACAUGUCCAAAAAGUUGUGCAGGAAGAAAAUGUAGCUCAUUUAGGUGUUGUGGGUGAGUGUCCUCUUAGCAAGGCUUUGCAGCAUUUUCAUACCGUUACAGGUUUCCCGCCAGAUAUACUGCAUGAUUUGUUUGAGGGUGUUGUACCUGUUGAGUUGGCUUUGUGCAUCCGUGAAUUGAUUCGGCAGAAGUAUUUCACGCUUGAAUAUCUGAACACAAAGAUUCGCACAUUUCCGUAUCAGCAUUUUGACAAGAUUGAUAAGCCACAGCCAAUCCCAAAGAGUUUUGUUGCCAAACUAAGUAUUGGAGGAAAUGGACAUGAAAAUUCUGCUUUGCUGAGAUUAUUACCCUUGAUGAUAGGAAGUAAGGUCCCAGAAGGCAAUGAAACAUGGGACAUAAUAAUGAACCUUAAAGAAAUUGUCCAGCUUGUGUUAUCUCCUUCUUUCACAGAGGAAUCCCUUCAGUACCUGCAGACCAAAAUAAGUGAUCACAGACAGGCUCUUAAAGCUGUGUUUCCAGAAUUUAAUCUCAGACCAAAACACCAUUACAUUGAACAUUACCCGGAACUGAUCAAGCGUUUUGGGCCUCUGGUUCAUCUGUGGACCAUGAGGUUCGAAGGGAAACAUCGUUUUUUUAAAAGGGUGAUGCAUGACACACAAAAUUUUAAAAAUGUCUUGAAGACUCUUGCUGAUAGACAUCAGUCCAUGAUGGCUUUUCAUAUGAAUGCCCCAUCUUUUUUCAAACCCCAAAUACAAACCAGAAGUGUUACUUCUGUGCAGGUUACUACUCUACCUCAAGUGGCGGCAGACUUCAUAAAGACCAAGACAGACAGCCAAAAUAUAUAUAGCACAUCAGUGGUCUCCAUAGAUGGCACAGAUUAUGCGAAUGGAAUGUUUGUUUCUGCAGGACAGUCAGGGGGACUUCCUAAUUUUUGCAAGAUUGAACGUAUACUUCUUGUAAAUAACUCGGUGUCAUUUCUGUGCAGGUCCUACGAGUGCUGGUACAUCGAACAUUUAAGAUCAUUUAAGCUGACAUCAUUGGACAACUUCUCUGUGCAUGAGCUAUCAGAACUAAAUGACACAGAAUGGAAGCGCAGAACUUUUUCCUGCAUGUCCAUACAUCCACUGACAUUGUGAGGAAGAUGACUUUAUCUUCACGUCCAGCAUCUGUGGAAGAGCUAAAAACAAAGAUAAAAGAGAAAUUUGAUCUCACCAUUGACUUUACCCUAUCAUACCAAGAUCCUGACUUCAAUGGGCAACUAUGUUCCCUUUUAGACAUUGAGGAACUUCCACAGAAGGCUGUCCUUAUAGUGGUGCGAUCUGAGAAUGAUGCUAGUUCUGUAGCAUCUG